Molecule: messenger RNA, 1370 nt
Organism: Gamsiella multidivaricata
Lineage: Eukaryota; Fungi; Mortierellomycota; Mortierellomycetes; Mortierellales; Mortierellaceae
Product: TLC domain-containing protein
Exons: 1
Coding region: 452-1249 (265 amino acids)
Biological process (GO): lipid homeostasis
Cellular component (GO): membrane; endoplasmic reticulum
Source: RefSeq, a predicted model, not a curated record
GUGGACAGGUGCUCUGAAAAUUGACGUCCCAGCCGUAUUCCCGUUCUCUCUCUCCCCCUCUUCCGGUCCGCAGCAGCCGGGAGCGCUUGGACUAACCCCAGAGCAUCAGUUGUACUCUUCACAAACGCGCGUAUUUUUCCGUGGCCACCGCGGCUGCUUUUCUAAGACAAGGGGCAGGACAUCUCCCAUUUCAUAUUUGUCAUCGCUAUUGGCUGCCAUUAAGGUUCGUCCCUUCCAGCUCCACCGCACUCUACCCUCCUGAGGUCAUCUCUCACUUCAUCAUCUUUCUCUUUCUACACCAUCCCCAGCAAGCACCAGAGCCAGCGACGGUCGAACGACGACCAAUACUACUAACCAUUAACAGCAACGAACGAAACUAGAGCGAAAGCUACCCUUGCAGCUAUAUCAAGUGUCAAAUCCAAGGUCGAAUCGCCAAGAAGGAUUUUGCAGCAUGGACAUCCUCAGUUCUCCCCACAUCCCACCAUCACUCAUCGGAGCCCUUACACUCUACCCGCUUUUGUUCACUACUCUCGACAAGCUGCCAUGGACCAAGCGGGUCCUACCACUUAAGGCUGAUACCCAGAAGCACUACCACCUCUGCAACAAGAUCGUGGCCUCUGUUCACUCGACAAUCAUGACCAUCACCGGUACAUAUCUCCUCCUGACCGUCGACUGGUCCAAGAACGACAUGUCGACCUACAUGACCGCGCUUACACCCUUCCUCGUCGGACUCGAGCUGGGCUACUUGACCCAGGAUACUGCCUUUGAGUUUUAUCAGCGUGCUCGGUUCGGUGUCGGCAGCAACCUGAUCCUUUUCCAUCAUGUCGCCGUCAUCCUCGGAUCCGCCUACUAUCUCUACGCUCUUACUCUCAACAAUCCAGGACCGUAUUUUAUUGGCAUGCUUUCUCUCAUGAAUAUGAGUACGCCGAUCCUACACUUCCGCUGGGUUCUUCAAAGUCGAGGCCGCACAUUCACCAACUCAAGGUUGAAGCGAUUUAUUGAUACGGCUCUGAUGGUGACCUACUUUUGGUGCAGAAUUUUCGGCAAUUGGUGGAUGGGUGUCGCCAUUGGUGCCAAGCUGGGCGUGUCCUGGUACCAGGCACCACUCUACAUCGGCAAGAAGUAUACGAUCACGACAACUAUCAUGUUCCUAAUGAAUGUGGCAUGGUGGCUCAUUCUUGCCAAGCAAUGGGUCAAAUCCGUCAAGGGCUUUUACUUCACGAAAAAAGUUGCCAAGAAAUCAGAGUAAAUCUAUUUGGCCUUAUCAUUAUAGAACUCUCUACUCGCUAAUAAUCGUUUGGUUCGUCCUUUACGUAAACGUCAUUGUUUUUGCACAAUAAACUGUUCAGGUAGUAAACUUGGAUUCCGCC